This is a messenger RNA of Saxophila tyrrhenica, 1407 nucleotides long. It is a transcript of the gene FUM1, whose product is annotated as fumarase fum1. The record is from RefSeq and is a predicted model, not a curated record. Gene Ontology annotation, cellular component: mitochondrion; tricarboxylic acid cycle heteromeric enzyme complex. Gene Ontology annotation, molecular function: fumarate hydratase activity. Lineage: Eukaryota; Fungi; Ascomycota; Dothideomycetes; Mycosphaerellales; Extremaceae. Bases 1 to 1407 code for a protein of 468 amino acids. Gene Ontology annotation, biological process: malate metabolic process; tricarboxylic acid cycle; fumarate metabolic process. The transcript is spliced from 2 exons.
AUGGCCGCGUCCACAAGAGCAGAAACGGACGCUUUCGGCGAGGUACAGGUCGAGAGCGACAAGUACUGGGGCGCGCAGACGCAGCGGUCGCUGGGCAAUUUCAAGAUCAACCAGCCGCAGGACCGCAUGCCGCCGCCUAUUGUGCGGGCGUUUGGGAUCCUGAAGGGCGCGGCGGCGACGGUGAAUAUGAAGUUUGGAUUAGAUCCGAAGCUGGGCAAGGCGAUACAGCAGGCUGCGUCCGAGGUUGCAUCGCUGAAGCUGGCAGACCACUUCCCGCUGGUGGUAUGGCAAACGGGUUCGGGCACGCAGUCGAAUAUGAAUGCGAAUGAGGUUAUCUCGAAUCGUGCGAUUGAGAUCUUGGGCGGGACGAUGGGCAGCAAGAAGCCGGUACACCCGAAUGACCAUGUCAACAUGUCUGCGAGCUCGAACGACACUUUUCCGACGGUCAUGCAUAUUGCUGCUGUGCUUGAGUUUGAAGAGGAGCUCAUUCCCAGUCUCAAGGCGCUGAGGCAUGCUCUGAAUGCUAAAGCAGAGGAGUUCGACAAGAUCAUAAAGAUCGGCCGCACACAUCUCCAGGAUGCCACACCUCUCACGCUCGGCCAGGAGUUCUCAGGCUAUGUCACCCAGCUCGACUUCGGCCUCAAACGCCUCGAAUCCGCCCUCCCUCACCUCCGUAUGCUCGCCCAAGGCGGCACAGCCGUCGGCACCGGCCUCAACACGUUCAAAGGCUUCGCCGAAGACAUCGCCUCGGAAGUCACCAAGAUGACCGGCCACGACUUCAUCACGGCGCCGAACAAAUUCGAAGCCCUCGCCGCCCACGACGCCAUCGUCGAAGCGCACGGCCAGCUCAACACCCUCGCCACCUCCCUCUUCAAAAUCGCACAGGACAUCCGCUUCCUCGGAUCCGGCCCGCGCUGCGGACUCGGCGAGCUCAAACUCCCCGAGAACGAGCCCGGCAGCUCCAUCAUGCCCGGCAAAGUCAACCCGACCCAAUGCGAGAGCCUGACCAUGCUCUGCUGCCAGGUCUUCGGCAACCAAGCCGCCGUCACCUUCGCGGGAAGCCAAGGGAACUUCGAACUCAACGUCUUCAAACCCGUCAUGAUCCGCAACCUCCUGCACAGCGCGCGCCUGCUGACGGACGGCAUGCACUCGUUCCGCGAGCACUUGGUGGAAGGCAUGGAGGCGGAUGAGAAGAGGAUUAACGCGCUGCUGCAUGAGAGUUUGAUGUUGGUGACGUGUUUGAAUCCGGUGAUUGGGUAUGAUAUGGCGAGUAAAGUGGCGAAGAAUGCGCAUAAGAAGGGGCUGACGCUGAAGGAGAGUGCGAUGGAGUUGGAGGCGUUGAGUGAGGAGAAGUUUGAUGAGAUUGUUCGGCCGGAGUUGAUGAUUGCUCCCGGGGAGAGGAAGUAG